This is a messenger RNA of Folsomia candida, 6354 nucleotides long. RefSeq names its product HEAT repeat-containing protein 1. Gene Ontology annotation, molecular function: snoRNA binding. Gene Ontology annotation, biological process: maturation of SSU-rRNA from tricistronic rRNA transcript (SSU-rRNA, 5.8S rRNA, LSU-rRNA); positive regulation of transcription by RNA polymerase I. Gene Ontology annotation, cellular component: 90S preribosome; t-UTP complex; small-subunit processome. Lineage: Eukaryota; Metazoa; Arthropoda; Collembola; Entomobryomorpha; Isotomidae. Bases 145 to 6195 code for a protein of 2016 amino acids. The record is from RefSeq and is a predicted model, not a curated record. The transcript has 23 exons.
UACAACAACGUGUUCAACGUGUGUCUUGUUUCUUGGUGAAAUUUUCUCCGGUGUUUGUUUUGUUUGGUUUAAAAUACUUGGGAUUCUGCUGUUUAUAGUCCCACAGUUAAGGAUAACCACAUAUGGACACAUAACUAUUUAAGUAUGAGCACAUCUUUGAAACGUCAAUUAGCAGCGCUAGCUGCCCCCUCUUCAUCUUUACUAGCUCCUGAGCGAAGGAGGAGUUCGAUCAUUUUUAGUGCGCAAGAGGCGGCGAAAUAUGACCGAGAGACUUUUUAUCAAAUAGGUCAAGAUGGGCUCGCUGAAUUGGUCUCAAUCAAUCCGGGCCUCUUCGAACCGUUUCUGGAGUCGAUCCUAUUUUCGGAAAGUUCUAAAAAGUAUGAAAGGGUUAUGGAAGACAAUGAAACAAAUGAUCAACUGAAUGAAAUUAUCAGCGAGUUUCUAUUCGCUCUUCAUCCCUACGUUAUGAUGAAAGCAUCAUUAAAAUGUUUAGAGUGGUUGGUAUACAGAUUUCACAUUGAACGAUUUAAUGUCAGCGAAAUCCUCCAAUGUGUGCUUCCGUAUUAUGACACAAAAUCAUUUGUCAUGAUCAUACAGGUGUUGGAGAUUGAGAGAUACCAAAUGAACCAGGAAUGGGAAUGGCUAGUACCGUGCAAGAAUAGUGGGGCACCGUUACGGAAAGCUGUAUUAUUUGACAAUUGGAAUUCAAAAUUCCUCCUCUGGAUGUUUUCUUCGUUUCAAAGAAUUAUGCACGUACACAGGAUGCAACCUGAAAAUUUGAGGAUUUUUCUGGGGUUCAUGGCGUCGACAAUUGUUGGACUUCUGAACAAACUUAAACAUGAUUUGGUUGCAAAACCAAAUAAAGUUAAUAGUAGAAAAUUCAUUUUACUGAAUAUUCUUAACCAAAUUUUUGAACUUUUGAAAACUAUUCGAAGCAACGAGGAGUAUCAAAAUUUAAAAAAUAAUGAAGAAAUUUAUUCAAUGGCCUAUGUUGUAAUGUCCAUGUUGGCAGUGUGUUGCCGAGAAAUUCCUGGAAUGACUGAUGUGGUUGGGUCUGGAUUGAAACAAAUCUUUAAACUGAUAAUUGUGAAUCGAGGAACAGUCCAAAUAACCGAGACAUUUUUGCUCAUGAAUUUAAUGAUUGACUUUUUAAAUCGUAAAUGGGAAUUUAAGAAUCCAACUACAUUCAGCAAUGCUUUGAAGGAUAUUUCAAAAGUUUCUCAAAAUUGGGAUUUGUCUAAUUUGGCAACAAAACUAAUUUUGUAUAAUAUGGAGCAAGAAAAACUGUUGUCCCCACAAAAGGUUUUUACUUGGGUGGAGGAAAUAGAGUUGGGUUUGGAAGAAAGAAGUGAACUAUUAAGACAAGUGUACCAAGGUUAUGAAAAAGACAAAUCUAAAAAGCGACAAGCUAAAAUGUUUCUUGUUAGAUUUGAGAAGCAAUAUCCGCUGGAAUUUGAAAUAGCAAGCGAAAAGUAUCCAUGUUUGGCAACGGACUUGACGAAAUACAAAAAGAAAAAAGACUUUGUCGUUUUAUCUGAUCACUCGAGUCCCUUGGUGAGAUCGAAAGGAGUUAAACAGCUCAUUCGAAGUGCCGUGUACGGUACCGCAACAACCACUGACACGAAAACAAAAUCGAAAAUGACGACCCCCAAGCCUAUGGUCUUGGACAAAAAUCGAACAGCCGUCGCUUUGACCUCCAGAUUUGCUGAUGAUGAUGGCGAUGUCUUGUUAGCUAUAUGGAAAACAAAGUUGGACAAACUUUUAAAGAUUUUUUCCCCACAUUCUCUAGUAGCUGGAAUUGUAAUGACGCUAAACAGGAACGUCUCUAUAAAAUCUAACAAGUUUGCGUUACAAAAGUUAUGUGGAGUUGCUCGACUUACUGACAGUUCGACCACUCUACACAAGGAGAUCAUGAUAAUCCUGGUGCCUUUCUUAUUUCCCCGCAAUGGAAAGCAACUGAAAUUGGCACAAACAAUUUUGAAAACUCCUUUUGCAGAACAUCAUCCAUUUUUGCAGCAAUAUGCUCCCAUUAUUUCUCAAGAGAAUCUCACGUUCCAAGAACUUUGCAAGGAGUCAUAUCGUUUGAUUUCAAUAGUGGACGAUAAAUACAAGCCUAAUUUUAUCUCUAAGCUAGAAACUGCAACUGAAACAACUUUUGCGUGUAUUUUGCUACCAUCUGAGGAUCUACUUACGAAAUUACUCCAUAUUGCUUCGAAGAUGCCUUGUACCCGUUGCACGAGCUUCCCCACGACAAAUGAAAACUUUUAUAAAUGUGUCAAACUAGCAGAAACCAGACACCAGCUAAGCUUUGAACUUGUUUUGACUGCACUUUAUAAAGUACCGUGCAAUGAUUUUGAUAAAAUAUAUCAAGUCAUAAAAUUUGUAUGGAAGAAUUGCGAGCAAAUUGAAAAUCGUGAAGCUGGGAUGAAAUUUUUGCAAAAAUACUUGAAGCUAUGCUUCGGUUCGGAAUCUGAGCAUUACAAGUUUUGGAUUCAAGCGCUGAUACAAUCGGCUGAAAUUGAAACUGAAAACAACGAAUUUCUUCUUAUUCGUUCAAUUCAAUUUACAACGUCUUUUAUCAGUAACUUGAAACACAUGGAAGGACUGCAGAAACAAGAUAAAGGUCCUGAUAAACCCCAGCCUACCAGGAGGGGUAGAAAAAGUAUCUCCACGAAUAAAAAAUCCACGGAAUACAUCAGUUGUAGCGCCUGGAAUCUGGUUGAAGUACUUUUGACUACUUGCAUGUUGCAUAAGUCACCUCGUGUCCGAUGCUUCGCGUUGGAGAGCUUGAAGAUGGUUAAAAACAAAAUAAAUGAACAGGAUGUGAUUCGUAAUUUUGUAGAAGACCUUCUUCAAUAUGAGAACGAAAUAAAAAUAGAUCCAGAGCAACUGGUGAAUGCAAUGGCACACGUUCUUUCUGAUUCAGAAAGCCUAAUCAAGUCAGAAAUUAUUGCGUCCCUUAAGCGAGAUGAUUUAGCUGAUAUCAAGAAAAUCGGACUGAUUAAUUUGUGUGCAUCAAUCUCAGGACAGGUUUUCGAGGAGAUCUAUAGUGCAAAUGCAUUAUUAGAUUUUCACUCAUCCUCACAAUAUAUGUUAAAGUUGUUAUCUUGUUACGAUGGAUCCUUUAACGAACGUCUACUGAACGAUGUACUUACCUCCAAAGAUGCAGCCCGUGUUGUUCUAAAACAAAUUGACAAAACUGCUCAUGAUUCGUAUGGUGCCACUGCCAAAAAGAAAAUAUUUAAUAUUUUGGUUGAAAAAUCGCUGACUUGUAAAUAUCCCGAGAUUAAAGUUGCGGUAUUACGUUGUGUUCGGAAGUGGACGUUGGAUGCCUCUGUUGUUGCAACUGAGCUGACAAAGUGCCUAGAACUUGAGAAAAAAUAUGCAGUACCAGCUGUAUCAAAGGCGUCUAACAUAUCAAAACCGGCGAUAGAACCACAGAACGAUUGGGUUGUUCGAUCCGAGGUUGUUCUAGAGUUUAUCCAGGGCAGGCAACAGCUCAAGAACAAGACUAAACUCAUUCAACCCCUCUUCAAAAUUUUGAAAAAAUGUAUCACGUUAGAAGAACAGAUGCCAGUAGAAUAUUUGAAACAGCUCGUUUUGACAUCUCUUACACUUUGUUGUCAAGAAGAAGACACGCUUAAUGCUGAACAGAGUAAAGAUUUUGUUAGUUUUGACGUCCAAACAGUGAUUGACUGUCUAAGAUGUUCCAGAAAUCCCCAAACGCAUCAUCACGCUCUGAUUUUACUGAAUUAUGCAGCAAGCCGUUAUCAUGAGCAAGUUUUGCACGGAAUAAUGAGCCUGUUCACAUUUAUGGGAAAUUCAAUCCUUCGUCAAGAUGAUGCAUACAGCACUCAACUAAUCCAGCAAACCGUUAUGAAUAUAAUUCCUGCACUGGCAAAGACCAACCAGGGGGAUGCACAUUUACUGAAUGUUUCUGCUGGCAUUUACCGAGUUUUUACUUCUGCAGUUCAAGAUAUUCCUGUUCAUCGGAGACUCCCUGUAUUCACCUCCUUAGUGCAAACACUAAAUCCCGGAAAAACCAUGUGGCAACUGUGCAUAAUAUUAGUUGACAACGCUCUACAAAGAGAUAGGAAACGGAGUAACUUAAAUGCCGACUUGGAACUUGCUGUUGAUCUGGUAUGGAAGUUUGGCCCACUAAGUGUGUCUCAGACAGUUGAACAAAUCUACAAUUUUUUGACGUCCCUUCCGGUUUUCAUUAAAACCCCUGAAUUAGAGCAGUUCAAUCAGAUGAAAUUACGUCAAACGUCAAUGGAAAGAUCCGUAUUGGAUUUUGGACGAAAAGAAUCCUUUAGAGAUGUUCUCAUUACAAUCAAUUUUACACUCGAAUUAGUUGCUCAAAUUUGUUCUAAAUUCUCUGACACCGAGAAUGAAGAUGUGGAGUAUGACACGUUACUGGGAAAAUGCUUGUUCUUUUCUAAAAAAUCAUCCGGAUUAAAUGAAGAGAAAUUGUAUCGCUUAAUCGUACACAAGAAUUUGGAUGUGAUUGACAAAAUUAAUGCAGCCCUGGAUCCGUUGAAAUUUAUUGAAGCGGUGGCGUUGAUAUUGGUCAGGAAUGAUGCCACCGUAAAAAGAAAAGUUCUCGAAAUGCUUAAUCAACGUAUUUUACAAAAGGUUGAAUGGUUUGGAGAACUUCAUCAUCUUUUGGAAUUAGUUCCCCUUCUCAUAGAAAUUGCAAGCAUUGAGGCCGAAUCGGAUGAGGCAACAACCCUUGUACAAACAGCAUUUUUCUCCCUCAAGUUGCUUGCGAAGCAUUUAGCCAUUCAACAUUCUGAUGAAUUUGUUAAAGUUUUUGACCUUGCGAGCAAAAAUACCAACCACAGUAACAAACUGUUGAGGGCAUCAGCAAUCUUAUGCUUAAGUGAACUAUUUUGUCUGAAAAGCUUGAUCCUGCCCAACCUAAAUACUGUAACAACAGCAAUUUUGAAGGCGUUUAAGGCAUCGGCGAAACUUCAAAUUUCUGGGAAUGACAGCAUACAACAACAAGAAGCCACACAAGAUGGAAUGGUUGAUGACCCAUCCAAAGCAACAGACGACGAAAAUUCUUCAAUGACUGCUCACCUACUCUGCAUCAGCACAAUGACAUGCCUCAACAGAAUGAUUGAACAUUUAGGCUCAUUUGUGGGAAUGAAAUUUUUGCGUAAGGUUUUAAUCGCUGUCCUUUCAAUCAGCAACACAUUUGGUGAAGGAGAAAAAGCUUGUCACCGGAAGAAAGUAUUUGACUUAAAGUUGAAAGCACUGUUGAAAGUAAUAUCGUCCAAGAUUCCAGUACGAAACAUAUUGAUUCCCAUCAGGGAAGCAUUUGCUAAACUUCUCGAUGAGCCCGCUGCUGCGAUAAUAUUAAUGAAGAUGUUGAAAGAUGCCCUAUUGCAAACAUCUAAACCAGAUUUUAUACUGUUUGCCGACAGCCUCACAGAUGCGUUUAUCGGAGGUUUUAUGUCCAUUCGGGAAAGUAGUGUGUGUUCUGAUGUGGAAAAAGUUGAGGAUUCUGUAAUUGAUUGUUUGAUAUCUGGAAUGGUGCUGAAAAUGACCGAGAGUCAUUUUAGACCUCUCUAUCACCGAAUUUUUGACUGGGCUAAAGAGAAUGAAAGCCGACUGGUCACAUUUUAUAGGUUUAGUGCUGCAUCUGCGGAACGUUUGAAGAGCCUAUUCGUCACAUUCGCUGGAUACGUGAUCAGCGAAGCGGUCCACGUCAUGCACAAAAAUGUGGAUUUAGCCAAAGCAAUUGUCAGCUUUUUUUAUUUCAUAUUUUUAAACGACAAGGAAGGAUUUGUUACUACAGAUAGAUUCAACUCUCUAGUUCAGCCCUUGCUAGAUUUGGUCGAGUCCGAGUACGUAUUGAGCGGAAAAAUAACAAUGUCGCAAUUAAACGACUGCAUUGUUCAACUAGCUGUGGCUACAAACGAUCUCAACCGAUGGCAGCAUCUUAUUGAACUUAUCUCUGUAAAAGCAGGCCAUUCAAAUAAGGUCGUGCGACUUAACAUUUUGACAACGCUAGAGGCGGCAGCGACCGAGUUAGCGAAGGACUUUCUUCCACUAUUACCACCAGCAGUGCCUUUCUUAGCAGAACUUAUGAAUGACGAUGACCCAGAGGUGGAGUCUGAAACCCAGAAAUUGCUUCUCAAAAUGGAAGAAAUUGUCGGUGAACCCCUUCAGCCGUACUUUACAAUGUAGAAUUUGUUUGACGAUAACUGUGAUUUCGCGUAACAUGCGAUUGAAUAGUAUAUGUUAAUAUUCGUUUGUUAAAAUUUUAAUUUUUGUUUUUUGUUCAGACAAAUAUUUAUACGCCUUUUUGAUUCAAGAAUUAAUAAAUUUUUAGUUCGGGUUACUGUA